GGGCGAGUUAUGGCUCGCUCCUCUGAGGAUCAUUAGCCAUGAAGCUCGCGGGCUUCGUUUGCCCCCUCCAGCCCACGCUUAUCAAGAAGUCGCGAGUAAAUGCCCCUCUUGCCAGUGAUAUGCCAGAGGUAGUUGUGACCUCUUCAGGUUUUGAAGUUCUCGAAGAUCGAGGUGGGUGACCUCGAGCUCCGGUGCUGCUGCCUGUUGCGCUUCAGUCGAGGUUUCGAUGACCGUUGUUGCAGCGCUUGUGUGUUUUUGUUUGACAUUUGAGAGGUCUGGUUUUCUCGGGUUUUGAAGCGCCAGGAGCUGAGCGAUUGCGACUCUUCGUUGUUGCAAUCAAUGCUGUUGGAGAACAGGCCCUGCGUUGGUGUUUCAUUAGUGUCUCGCUCCUCUCUUUGAUUAUGCCCUGGCGUGGACCAACUGGUCAAGCGAAUCGUCGUCAUUCUCGGAGAGUUUCGGUAACUAGCAGGUAGAGUUUAGUUGAGGAAAGAUAUGACAUUUCUGGCGGAAGGGGACACUGAGGUGGACCCACAGCUCGGGUACCCGCAUGCCUAUCCCAAGCUUUGCCGCCAUGCCUACUCCACCGGAUUGCCCAUGCCCUUCACCCAAGGCCCGCCACAACGCUUCGUGCCGUUUUCUCCUCAGCCUGAAGAUUUUCAGCUCUUGAAGGACUGGGAUAGUGUUUUUCCAGUUGUUGCUGAAAGUGAGAGAGAUUCCUCGAAUGCUCAGAAAUUUGCAGAAGAGCUUUGGCGGCAGCUUGAUCACCUCGGGAAUGCAGGCUUCGAUCCGGAGAAAUUCCGAGUCGACCCUUACGGAAAUGUUGUGCACUGGAAUGCCGAUCCUUCGUCGCCGCUCGCCUGGGACAUCGAUCACUGGUUCCCUCAGUCACGAGGAGGAAAGACAGAGUUGCCAAACCUUCGUAUAGUGCAAUGGCAAGCAUACGCACGGAAACGGAAUCGCCUUGAGUUUUUAGUACCGUGGUGGGAUUUGCAGCAUGGGUGCUCCAUAAACCAAUUUUUGUCGGCCUUCGCUGCAAAGAAUGCCGAUUUCAGGAAGCGGUCAUUUGCGUUAUUCUUUUCAGGAGGAGAGGACGAGUUAGUUGCCAGAGAGCAUGUAGGUGAAUGCCGUCCAUGGCCUCAGCAGUUCCGCGAAAAGAAGGCGCUGUGCGGACUGGCAGCAGCAGGUAUAGUGACCGUCUCUAAGACUGAUUCGGGAGGCGAAGGUCGAGCUUCAGUUGGAUCUGCUACAGCUCCAACGAGCGUGGAAGUAUCGCAAAUUUUAGGCUCCUAUCCAUAUGGUGCAAUUUUAGGAUCUCCAAAUUGGACUGCUGAAGAAGAAGAGGCUGUGAAGCGAGGAGUCAACAAGUUCGGACAUGGCAGCUGGAAAGAGAUCAAAGAAAACGAUUCUGCUCUUACCAAUCGAUCUGCGAUGCAGCUAAAAGAGAAGUACCGGUUUAUGAGAGCGGUGUCGCGGAACCUUGUGCGGGAAAACAGUGAAUCUGGUCAAACUGACAUUUCAGGACGUCAAUCUGCAGCAACAACCGCAUUGCAAAAGGAGCUUCGCGUGAAGAUUAUGAAAGAAGAAGAGAAACGGGAGAGGGAGGAUGAGCUAGCACAGUUGGAGGGGACGGUGGUUAAGCUGAAGCUUGAGAGUGAGAAAGAGAGGAUCAAGGCUCAGGAACUCGAGGCCUUGCUCAAGAAACACAAACACCGUUUGGAAAAGCAGCGGAAAUUGGCCGAGAGCCAGACGUCGUACCGUCUCUGCUUGGAGCGAGUACUUCGCGAUACGAUGCAUCAGACUUUGUCGUAUAAGGAGCAGGCGCGAUUAACCCGAGAAGCAUGCAACGUUCUCAUCGCUCGUAUCGACUCCGAGAAGGCCUCAUGCGAAGCUAUGGAAGGCAAGCUUCUCCAGCAACACUCGCGGAGAGAACAAUUGGAAGCCACAGCAGUUCAAGGCAAUGUGAAUGGCUGCACUACCACGGAUCAGAAGAAACAGGUCACACGAGGGCGAGAUAUUGUUGAUGUUACCAGCUGUAUCUUCCUCCGCGCAGCAGACGAAGAAGACGAUGAGGAAGAAGAGAAGCUAAUAAUGAAUGCGAACCAGUUGUCUGAAAGCGACACUAAUGACGAGGGAGACGAAAUUUAUAAUUUUCGACGAGACCAUCAGCAGGCCGCUGCACGAAAGUCGCUCGUCACACAUGCAAUCAAAGUUUUAAUGCAGGUCGAAGACACGAAAGAAGCGGUCGAGGUGUUGCCACGGAAUUCACCACCUAAGCUUGAGGCCGAACCGUCAUGUCCGAAGUACUUCAGGGAAUCUAGAAAAGGAGCAGUAGAGAUGAGAGAGAUGCUGAAACCACAUCAAUGGUACAAAGCCGACAAUGAAACUCUAGAAAGUGAGAGCGAUUGCGACUUUGCCGAUGACGAAAUGAGCCCUGCAAUUCGCCUCUCCACAGAUGCUGCGUGGAAAGAUGAUGAGAACUUGUUGAGGGAGUUGUCUCAGUUUCACGGAGGGCCUAUUUCUGAGCUUCGUGACUAUUGUGCUCAAAAUUCAAAUCUACGUGUAAAUGAUUUGAACAUGGCGGACAGAGAUGCCUUCGAGCGUGGCCGGCCUCCGCUAUCAGAACCGGCCAUUGACAUCCCAGUUCCAAGUACUAGAGAGUCAAGAUCUGAUUCCAAACGAGAAGUUCCGAAAGAUGUCAUCAUGGUCCAAACCGAGCGCUCCAAAGCAAACGCAGACACUGCGGCAUCGUGUGAGCAAAAGUAUGUAGAUAAGCUUUACAAGCCAACCCGAUUCCGAACACCGACGUCGGAGCUGACGGGAGAGGCUAUAGCGGGAGAUCCUCCGUCUGAAUCCAAAGGACAUCUGGACGAGCUUUUGGAGCAAAUACUGGAUACUCAUAUGGACAAUGUUCGUCAAAACGACGCCAAGCAGCAUCAAAGCAAUGACAUCGAUGAGGAAAAACUAAAAGAAAUUGGAAAGUCGAAUUUGGAUAAGUGGCUGCAGGUUUUGCUCUUCAAGGAUGCAGAAUCUCCAUGCUCAUCUCCUGGCCGUGGCACACCUCUUCAGGCGACAUCCCCAGCAUUGUCUUCAAUGAGUGUGGCAGUCAUGCGCGAGAGCCUGGAGCGUGCUAGACAGCAGGAGUUGAUGAGCAGAGACGACGAGAAUGUCGAAGGACCGAAGAGCUUGUGGGGAGCCUUACUCAGGAAGAUGAGCGCGAAGCAACAGUUGGAGUACGAGAGCGCGGUGUUCGAACCUAAGGAAGAUUAUGACAUCGUCGACGAAGCCCGAAGCAGUGACGCAGUGAAGCCGCUUCCAAAGAUCUCUCCCACCACUGACUUGGCGACCAAGCAGAAGCCGGUCAGCGGAGCCCUGACAGAGGGGAGGGGCUCCGGCUGCGAUUCAGAUUGUGCGUUGCCAGGACGGUCCGGCGGAAACCAACUCGACAGCAUUGUUUCCAAUCUCCGUCCCAAGGACGCGAACAUUGGCUCCGCGAACGAGCCAAAUCCUCUCGCAAAUGACUCCUCCGUCUCCCGGAAGACGGACAGGAGAGUCGAAGACGGCGUGCUUGAGACCCAGCCAUCCUCCUUCGAGAAGCGCCACUCCCCGCGACCUCUCUCGGACGUGGAAGAAACCUCGGAGACCGAGAGCACUGACAAUCUGAAUCAGAGAUCGAAGGUCCCGACGCCGGAGAUUAAACACCCUCACGGAUCGAAGAUACGAUCCAUCAAAGUCGCUGCCUUCGUUGGGUGGAAAAAAUCUUCCAAGUCGAAGCCGAUGAUCAAAUCGUCGCACGUCGAUGAGGUGGCGCAGCUUGCUUAGACCUAUCCAACUUUCGAAACACUGUACAUUGUCGUGCUUGACCUGUUUUUUUCCAUCGUGAUCUCCUUCGAGUAACGACGAUCUUUCAAGUGAACUUCAAACCCUCUAUUAGUGACGAUCUUUUUAGGAAGUUCCAUCGAUGUCAUUGCGAUGUCGGUAACGACCAGUGCUCCUGCGAUCGGUCUCGCUUGAUGGGUCACCUGUGAGCUGAAGCAAUGACAGAACUGAAGCCGCCCCCACAUUUCUUUUGGAGUUUGUUUUCUCCUCUUCUUUUUCAACGAGACCUGUAUAUAUGCACCCCCUCUAGGGGAAGACGGAAUUUUUUUCUUUUCCUCGUAUGUGAAGGAAAUGUGUGGGGAGGCCCUGAUUUGUAAAACAAGACCUCAGUCCUCGGGAACUCGGUCCACCGCGGUGUCUCUUUAGAUUCGCGGUGGCCCGUUUCAAGCUACUUUUACCUUUUGUUGUAUAAACGAGUUUGUAGUCUCCUUGAAACGAUUGAACUAGUAGGACGUUAAGAAAGUAACAGCGAGCUAUUUUCAGUGAUCUAUGGGGCAGAAGACUUAUUUAUGUCCUUUAGGUAGGUUGGAAGAUAUUCUAUAACAUUGAGAGGUAAGUUCAAUGCCAAAAGUACUUAGUAUUCUAAAUCCAAGAAUCUUUGAUGAACUGUCGAAUUGAGUGAUUUACAACCUGA
Molecule: messenger RNA, 4510 nt
Organism: Physcomitrium patens
Lineage: Eukaryota; Viridiplantae; Streptophyta; Bryopsida; Funariales; Funariaceae
Source: RefSeq, a predicted model, not a curated record